AUGGUCACGUUGAUGCGGAUCCCAAGGGGGUUAAGAAACAAGGCGGCGACUCAUACCAAUGAUAGGGGACGUGAAGGUGACGAAGGUCAAGACUAUGGCUACAACUUCACCAACCACCGUCGUCGAUCCAACAGUAGCACUCAAGCUCUGGGCGACUUCAAGACCAAAUUCGAAACUGUCGAGGCUGAUCCUGUCUUUGAGGAAGAGUUGCAUGGGCCAACCGACGAUGAUCUCGAAAAGGCUUCUACCUUGUCCAAGGAAGAAAGCACUGAUACCAGCACUCUGGGAGGAAGUCUCGAUGAAGAUGACAAAAAGAUGUAA
Molecule: messenger RNA, 321 nt
Organism: Rhinocladiella mackenziei CBS 650.93
Lineage: Eukaryota; Fungi; Ascomycota; Eurotiomycetes; Chaetothyriales; Herpotrichiellaceae
Exons: 2
Coding region: 1-321 (106 amino acids)
Source: RefSeq, a predicted model, not a curated record